AUGGCUGUAGGACUUGGAAGGAGGAUAUGGAACAAUGUCGGCUUCUUGGCAUUAUUUACCGUCCUUACUUCUUCUUCGCUCAAUUGUGUCACUUUGGUACGUGAACGUAGAGAUGAACGCAGGCUACAUGCACUUCAAUUAGGAUUAUUGCAAGACCUUCGAUCGGCUUUGAGAGAAAUUCCAUCUUCUUCAAAAGUGACAUUAGAUGAACAAAAGAUGCUUGUAAGGAGAUUCACCUCCCUCCAGCUUGAUCCUGCUUUGAUCGGUUUUUCGCAAUCAGUAUUACCACAAGAAUCAGAAGAGGAAAUACUGCGAAAACAUAGAGAGAUGCAUACAAGCUGGAGUCAGGCUUUGUUCGGCUCAGGAUUGAUUGGAAAGUUGCGUGAAUCGACAAGAAAGACGAUCGCCCGACUACGUGGAGAAAAGGAAGAAAUUGAUUCAGCCAAUGCAGAUCGCCUUGAAAAGGAAGAGGCUGAAUGGAUCAAAGCCAUCGAGGAAUCUGAAGAGAGAGAACAGAAAGCUUUGGGUAGGGCCGAGAGAGAAAUACAUGAAAAGAUACCACCGCUUGGUAACAGAGCGGGAACAGCUGCAAAAGCAAAUGAAGAGGCCAAGGAACCUUCGCAAGCACGCUCAUGGUUCUCAUGGCGAUCGAAGGAGGAGGAUACUAAAAGUGCUCGGGAAGAUCAACAGCGAAAUAUCAGUCCAAAUGCUCGAUCGAUAUUUAACGAAAAUCAACAGGAUGCGCCUCGAAGACGAUUGAUAAUAUAA
This is a messenger RNA of Meira miltonrushii, 768 nucleotides long. RefSeq lists its product as uncharacterized. Lineage: Eukaryota; Fungi; Basidiomycota; Exobasidiomycetes; Exobasidiales; Brachybasidiaceae. Bases 1 to 768 code for a protein of 255 amino acids. The record is from RefSeq and is a predicted model, not a curated record. The transcript has 2 exons.